This is a messenger RNA of Parnassius apollo (apollo), 3954 nucleotides long. Lineage: Eukaryota; Metazoa; Arthropoda; Insecta; Lepidoptera; Papilionidae. The record is from the annotation of a GenBank genome assembly.
AUGGAUGUUGUAGGCCUUUUAAAUCAUAUAAACGACAAAUCCGACAUGUUUGCGGUCAAAACAUGGACAUCGGAAUGGUCAAACAAUUUUCAAGAGAAUCAAUUACUUUGGUCAUUCUGCGGAUGUUUUCUGGUGACGCUUCUAGUCGUGUUCUUCUAUUACUAUAAACGAUGGCGCUUAAAAGUGCUCGCAGGCGGCACUUCUGCUACGGAUGCUGGAGGAGAACCUGCAAAGAGGUUCCGCAAGCGAGACAAAAUGCUAUUCUACGGACGGCGGAUGCUGCGGAAGGUGAAAUCUAUCUCCAACUCCGGUCAGGGCCGAAAGCGACGCGCUGUAAUGCGUUUCGCCAGGAAACUUCUUCAGCUGAAGAAGGAGUCGGCUCCUGAACAACUUAAGGUGUUGGAGCCCCCGGCGGAAUAUUUAGAAGAAGACUUGACUAACGACGACCGCGUUCCACCGGAUGCUCUAUAUAUGCUGCAUAGCAUCAGAGUGUUCGGCCACUUCGAGAAGCCUGUUUUUCUUAUGCUGUGCAAGCAUACUGAGAUCAUUAAUUUGCCAGCUGGAACGUUUUUGUUUAAAGUUGGCGAUACUGACGAAAACGUGUACGUUGUACAGACGGGCCGCGUAAAUGUGUACAUAACAAAUUCGGAUGGGAGCAGUUUGUCCCUCAAAGUCGUACGCGCGGGAGAGAGCGUCACAUCUUUACUCAGCUUCACCGACGUUCUAACGGGUAAUUCUCAACCGUACAAAACCGUUAACGCGAAAGCUUUAGAAGACUCGCAAGUGAUAAAGCUGCCCAUGCGGGCAUUCCAGGAAGUAUUCAAGGAGUAUCCCGACAUAUUUGUUCGAGUUAUACAGAUUAUCAUGGUGCGACUACAGCGUGUCACUUUCACAGCUCUGCAUCAAUAUCUAGGACUGAGCGCUGAACUAGUCAAUCCGGGUCGAGAGAAACGUCGACCAAACACAUUCUCGUCGUCACCAGGCAAAAGCAGCAAGGUGGUUUUGGUGGACAGCGGCACCACCAUGCAUUCACCACAUCACACCGAGAGGGCCGGCGAGCAUUUGGAGGGUGGGCAUCAGACUUCAUCUCCCAUACUCAUUCAAGGCCGAAAACCCAGACCUGACAUGGUGCCCGAUCUCACAUCUAACACACCCCAGCAACAACCUGACGUUCAACCGACCUCGUCCUACAAAUCUAGAGAAGGCUCGUCGUUCAAGAAACACAACACGGACAAUCUCGAUGAACAGGCACUAAUACAAAUAGCGACUGAGGCCUUUGUGAAGGAGCUGGGUUUAGAAAGCGAUGAUUUGCUCCGUGGCAACGUACAAGUGAGAGACCUCCCCGCUGGCACCUACAUCAUGAAAGAGGAGAGCCAUAAGGAUGUGUCUUUAGUGUACCUCCUGUCUGGAGCACUGCUCGUCUCCCAGAAGGUGGCCGAAGGUGAAGGCGAGGUGCAUAUGUUUACGGCGUAUCCAGGCGAAGUGGAAGGUGGCUUGGCGGUUCUGACGGGGGAGCCAAGUUUCUUCUCGAUCCGCGCGAAGCAUUUCUCACGUAUCGGGCUGCUGUCGAAGGGCGCGGUGUACACGAUCAUGCGCGAUCGGCCCUCCGUGGUGCUGCACAUAGCCAACACCGUGGUGAAACGCCUAUCGCCAUUCGUGCGGCAGGUCGAUUUCGCACUCGAUUGGGUGUUCAUAGAAUCCGGGCGUGCGGUGUACAGACAGGAUGAAGAAUCUGGAUCCACGUUUAUUGUAUUAAGCGGACGUUUGCGUUCAGUAAUCACGCAUCCGAAUGGCAAGAAAGAGCUUGUGGGAGAGUAUGGCAAAGGAGACCUGGUGGGAAUUGUGGAGAUGGUAACUCAAACUCGACGUAGCACGACAGUGAUGGCGGUGCGAGACUCGGAGCUGGCGAAGCUGCCUGAAGGACUAUUCAAUGCCAUUAAACUGCGCUUUCCGGUGGUCGUCACUCGGCUUAUAAAUCUGCUUGGACAUAGAAUCCUAGGUUCAUGGCAGAAGCCUGGUGCGGCCGGGCGCGGACCGACAACGCUGGAGCCGCGGUUCUCGCAGCACACGUUCUCCACCGUGGCCGUGGUGCCGGUGGGCGACGACGUGCCACUCACCGCCUUCACCUAUGAGCUGUACCACUCGCUCAGCGCCAUCGGGCCGACUGUACGACUGACAUCUGACGUCAUCAGGAAGCUGCUGGGACUUACAAUUAUGGAUCCAAACAAUGAGUACAGACUCAGCUCGUGGUUGGCACAACAAGAGGACAAACAUAAGGUGGCUUUAUACCAGUGCGAUCCCAGUUUGACCCAGUGGACCCAGCGCUGUAUCCGACAAGCUGAUUGUAUAUUGAUUGUCGCAUUAGGUGAUAAACAACCCAGUAUCGGAAAGAUCGAAAAGGAGAUCGAGCGGCUGGCGAUCCGCACGCAGAAGGAGCUGGUGCUGCUGCACCGUGAGGGCGGGCCGGUGCCGUCGGGCACCGUGCACUGGCUCAACAUGCGCUCGUGGGUUAGCCAGCACCACCACGUGCGGUGCCCGCACCGUAUGUUCACGCGCCGCAGCCAGUACCGUGUCAGCGAGCUGUACAGCAAAGUGCUGAUGUCUGAAGCGAACGUGCAUUCGGACUUCUCUCGGCUGGCGCGCUGGCUCACGGGCACGUCGGUGGGGCUCGUGCUGGGAGGGGGCGGGGCUCGCGGCGCCGCGCACGUCGGCAUGAUCCGCGCCAUACAGGAGGCCGGCAUUCCGAUUGACAUGGUGGGUGGUGUGAGCAUCGGGGCUUUCAUGGGAGCUUUAUGGUGCAUGGAAAGAAACAUUACCACGGUAACACAGAAGGCUAGAGAUUGGUCUCAGAAAAUGACCCAGUGGGGCAAACAACUUCUCGACCUAACGUACCCGUCCACAUCAAUGUUCUCCGGGAGACAGUUUAAUGCAACCAUUCGUGGAACAUUCGGGGAUGUCCACAUCGAAGAUCUGUGGCUUCCUUACUUCACUGUCACUACUGACAUAAGCUCCAGUUGCAUGCGAGUGCACCGCCAUGGUUCUCUGUGGCGAUACAUACGUGCCUCGAUGUCGCUCAGCGGUUACAUGCCGCCGCUUUGCGACCCCGUAGACGGCCACCUCCUAUUGGACGGCGGUUACGUCAACAACUUGCCAGGUGUACUGUGGAGAUAUUGCCGGGCGUCGAUGAGCAUCGCCGGCAUAUUUCCGCCCAUCUGCGACCCCAUCGAUGGACAUCUCUUGUUGGACGGUUGCUACGUCAAUAAUGUACCAGCUGAUGUGAUGAGGUCGCUGGGCGCAAAACACAUCCUGGCCAUAGACGUGGGCUCUCAAGAUGAUACAGACCUAACCAACUAUGGCGACGACCUCUCUGGCUGGUGGCUGCUGUGGAAGAGGUGGAAUCCGUUCACCACACCAGUGAAAGUGCCAAACUUACCGGAUAUUCAGAGUAGGCUGGCUUACGUGUCCUGCAAUCGACAGCUAGAGGAGGUGAAGAGCUCGGAUUACUGCGAGUACAUCCGGCCGCCGAUCGACGCGUACAAGACGCUGCAGUUCAGCUCGUUUGACGAGAUCCGUGAAGUGGGCUACCGGCACGGCGCCGCGUACUUCGAGGGGCAGCGGCGCGGCGGCGGCGGCGGCGUAAGCGGCGUCAGCGGGCUCGCCGGCCCGCGCCGCCAUCACCAGCCCACGCUCACCGACUACACGUUUACGGACCUGGCACAAAUGGUGUGUUCAGUCCGUCCGGCGCAAGACGUAGACAACUCGUCCUCUUCCUCGUCCGACUACGAGGAUGACCAGCAACACUUCGAGGGAUACGCCUCGGAGCCCAGCGCUGGCAUUUUGGAGGAGGGCCGCCGCGGUCGUCGUGUAGGGGGCUCGCUCUCCCUGUCGGAAGACGACGUCGACUCCGAAGCGGAGAUGUAUGAUCCCCUGAACAAACGCGGCGGCAAUAGGUGA